CUCUCACACAACGUGUUGAUCGGGCAGCGAGACCCGGGGGGUUGCAUUCCGGUGCUGCGGGGUGGCUGCUAGGUUGUUGCCGCCUGGCAGCGUGUGUGUGCGUCUCUGUGUGUCUGUGUGAGAGUGUGUGUGUGUGUGUGGCAACACUGAGCGAGACGGCUUUGACAGCACCCAGCUACACACAGAAAUGGCGGAGGGGGAGUUGGACGUUGACUCGUUGAUCUCCAGACUCUUGGAGGUGCGGGGAUGUCGCCCUGGGAAGAUCGUGCAGAUGACGGAGGCGGAGGUGCGGGGCCUGUGCAUCAAAUCCAGAGAGAUCUUCCUCAGCCAGCCAAUACUGUUGGAGCUAGAGGCGCCACUCAAAAUCUGUGGCGACAUUCACGGACAGUACACAGACCUCCUGCGGCUGUUUGAGUACGGAGGCUUCCCCCCGGAGGCGAAUUACCUGUUCCUGGGCGACUACGUGGACCGAGGGAAGCAGUCGCUGGAGACCAUCUGCCUGCUGCUGGCCUACAAGAUCAAAUACCCCGAGAACUUCUUCCUGCUGAGGGGCAACCACGAGUGCGCCUCCAUCAACCGCAUCUACGGCUUCUACGACGAGUGCAAGCGACGAUUCAACAUCAAACUGUGGAAGACCUUCACUGACUGCUUCAACUGCCUGCCCAUCGCCGCCAUCGUGGACGAGAAGAUCUUCUGUUGCCAUGGAGGGCUCUCUCCUGACCUGCAGUCCAUGGAGCAGAUUCGCCGCAUCAUGAGACCCACAGACGUGCCUGACACCGGGUUGCUGUGUGACCUGCUGUGGUCAGACCCCGAUAAGGACGUUCAAGGCUGGGGUGAGAAUGACCGCGGCGUCUCCUUCACCUUCGGCGCGGACGUGGUCAGCAAGUUCCUCAACCGUCACGACCUGGACCUCAUCUGUAGAGCACACCAGGUGGUGGAGGAUGGCUAUGAGUUCUUUGCAAAGAGGCAGCUGGUCACCCUGUUCUCUGCCCCUAACUACUGCGGGGAGUUCGAUAACGCAGGGGGGAUGAUGAGCGUGGAUGAGACACUCAUGUGCUCCUUCCAGAUCCUGAAGCCCUCUGAGAAGAAAGCCAAGUACCAGUACGGGGGCAUGAAUUCGGGGCGCCCCGUCACCCCGCCCCGCACAGCCGCCCCUCCCAAGAAACGGUGAAGCGAGGGAGAGGAAGGAGAGCGAGGGACGGACGUGCGGAAGAGUGAGACUCCUGUGGCAUUCCUCACAGAGCAACCACGAAAGGCCUGAAGAAACGUGUGUGUGAUUUUAAGAUGAACCCACCGCCCCCCACCCCCCCCCAC
Molecule: messenger RNA, 1314 nt
Organism: Megalops cyprinoides (Indo-Pacific tarpon)
Lineage: Eukaryota; Metazoa; Chordata; Actinopteri; Elopiformes; Megalopidae
Product: serine/threonine-protein phosphatase PP1-beta catalytic subunit
Exons: 8
Coding region: 188-1171 (327 amino acids)
Biological process (GO): regulation of circadian rhythm; circadian regulation of gene expression
Cellular component (GO): nucleus; cytoplasm
Molecular function (GO): protein serine/threonine phosphatase activity
Source: RefSeq, a predicted model, not a curated record